AUGCAAACGCAUUCAGUAAUGAUGUUAACUGACCAUACUUCAGUUAUUAGCAACAUAUAUGGUAUGGACCUCGACAGGCGGAGCGAGUUUCUAGGAUGUGUCUCGUUCCCACUAAAAGAUGCAAUUAAUUGCGACAUAUCCGGCACGUAUUUUCUGCAGCAAGGCCCCGGACGCGGCCAGAACGCGGCACAAGCGUACACCAAUGACAGAUUUGUUAAGGACAGCGUGACUGAAGGGGAUACACGCAAGAUGGCUACCGACAACACUGAAACUAGCACUAACGAAGGCACCAAAGAAAACCAUACUGAUAAAGGGGUAACGACAAAUGGCCCAGCAUCAACCGCAGUAAGCCAAGCGCAAGCAGUGGCAGCUGCUCUCCAGCGGGAGGCUGACGAGCACUUGUUCCUUAGGUAUCUAGAGCUGGAUCCACCAGAAGAUCCCAAUGCACCUAGAAGAGCGCAAAGAAAUGGAAGGACGCCAUUUACGACAACUAGAAAACUCGUCCGUGGAACAAGUGGUGGUUUCGGCUUCACAGUAGUGUGGACCAGACCACCUAGGGUGGAGAGGGUUGCAGCAGGAGGAUCUGCAGAACGUGCGGGGCUUCGGGCCGGAGAUUAUCUUGUGUUCGUGGGCAACAAGAACGUGGUUACUGGCAAUGAAGAAGAAGUCCGAAAUCUCGUUAAGUCAGCGGGUCAGACGUUAAUUCUAGAAACCUUUAGAAGAGUGCCACCAAACGGUGUUGGGAUCCGACCAAAACUAGCACAGGUCACAAUCCCUACUGCGGAAUCUACACCUCCUCCUCCAAGAUCUCCUCGUAUAGCAGCCCUGGCGUCCCCGGCAACUGCAGCUAGGCCACCCACUGCCUGUUCCUCCACCAGUCAAUCCUUGGACCGGCGCAAGCUCCAUCUACCCCAAGUCACAUUCUCCAAGGAGACGCCAGGUCUUUCAACUGACGGUAGAAAACGCGCUCUCCUAGCCGUAGUAGCAAGAGAACAACACUACGCCACCUGCGUGCAGUUCGGUCUGGUCAGAUUCGUGUCGCCUCUUGCUGAACGAGCAGACCUAAUAGCGCCCAAUGAUCACCAGCUGUUGUUCCAAAAUAUUGAAGAAAUCUUCAGACUCUCAGAAGAUAUACUAGAUCAAGUAGUACAGGAUGAUGGUGAAAUCCAGACGUCGACGGUGGUUGCCGUCUAUCUGCAGAAGACCCCUGUGUUCCUUAGUCUUUAUAAGAAGUAUUGCUUAGGCCUUAAAAGAGCUGACUGUGUUCUGGUAAAAAAGUCUAAAGACCCAAGUGGAGCUUUCUCCCGCUUCUGCACAAGUCCACCAAUUCCCCGGAGAAGACCGGACAUAACUUCAUUAGUACACAAACCCUUAGAGCAAUUCCGAGAGCUUUUAAGAUUAAUUAGAGCAGCAGCUGCAUCGAAUGGUGCAGGGCCUUAUGAUCAACUAGAAAAGAAACAGCUUCAAGUGAUAGUGGAACAAUUGCAGAGUGCGUAUCAAGACGUUACGGCUGGGUCCGGACUAAUGGGUCUCGCUGGUGACGGCAAACCGCUGCUAUCUGUUGCCGACUUGGAGAGUCGACUUGUGUUCACUAGGUGUAAGCCAUUUGUGCUAAGUACAGCAGGACGUCAAUGGAUCUUUGGUGGUGAGCUGUCAAGAGUGGAAGGUCGAGCAGUAAGACCAUAUUGGGCAUUAUUGUUCAGUGACCUUCUACUCUUCGCCACUGUGUCCAGGGACAGAGUACUGUUUGUGACAGAAGAGCCCGUGGCGUUAAUAACAGUCUCUGAGGCCCAGUUCAAUGUCAGAAAAAAAGCGACAGAGUUCCGGUUGAUUCUGGGUCGUACAGGUGGUGAGUCUCCGUUGGUUUCAUGUGCACCGCGAACCCCGAAACGGACGAGGUCCUUGGCUUUAAGGGCGCCAUCCGUUGACCUUAAAGCUGUAUGGCAGAGCUUGCUACAGAGACAGAUCUAUCGUGCACAUACUAUGUCCGGGACACCACUUGGUUCACCGCUGGAUUCACCAGACCCUCAGCUCACGUUCUCCUUAGCGACACUGGACUCGCAACAACGCCAGGUAUCUACGUCAAGCAUUCAACGACAUUCCAGUCUAGCACUUCUUCCAGCAAGUUCUUAUCGCUCACAUCUGAACAUGCUCGUAGAAGAGCGGCCAGAGAAAGAAGUCAGAGUGAGUUUUGAUGUUCGAACAAAUUCAGAAUCACCCCUCCCUCAACCAGUGAGAGGUCCACUUAGCAGCGUCUGGAGGACAGCCCCCACGCCAGAAACACCAUCAGCUAAUUUAUCCCCAGCUGAAUCUCAAACUUUCUCCUCCCAUUUUGUUUCAUCAUCUAGUAUUGAAAAAAAUUAUGAACGUCCUACUUCACCUAGUGCCCUACUUACUCCUGACGGUGGUGAAGAUUAUUCAGAAAGUUCUCCCUGCAGAUGGGAGUCUUUCGAAGCUGAUUUAGCUCUAGCAGAUUUGGACGUUGACCCCUCGUACAAACAUGCUGUGGAGGAACGUAUUUUUAUGCCUGAUGAUCCCCUCCUCCCACGUAUGGCAUUACCAGAACGGCCAACACCGCCGGCUUACUUGGAACUUUGA
Molecule: messenger RNA, 2598 nt
Organism: Arctia plantaginis
Lineage: Eukaryota; Metazoa; Arthropoda; Insecta; Lepidoptera; Erebidae
Source: the annotation of a GenBank genome assembly